AUGCCUCGGGUGCAGGGCGAGGCAGGAGUGACAUUCCAGAACUGGGCCGGCACCUAUGGAUGCUCUCCCGAGCUUUUCUUCCGGCCCCGCUCGGUGCAGGAGAUCCAAGAGAUCCUGGACGUGGCUCGGCGGCGGGGCCGGCGGGUGAAGGUGGUCGGGGGCGGCCACUCCCCCUCCGACAUCGCCUGCACCGAGGGCUUCCUCCUGCACCUCGGCCACAUGAACAGCGUCCUCCAGGUGGACCGGGAGAAGCGUCAGGUGACGGUGGAGGGCGGGAUCCUCCUGUCCCACCUCAACGAGGCCCUGGACGAGCUCGGGAUGGCCCUGCCCAACCUAGGGGCGGUGUCGGAGGUGACGGCGGGCGGAGUGAUCGGCACCGGCACCCACAACACCGGCAUCGCCCACGGCAUCCUGCCCACCACGGUGGUGGCCGUGACGCUCCUCACGGCCUCGGGGGACAUCCUGGAAUGCUCGGAAUUGCGGAACUCGGAGCUUUUCCCGGCGGCGCGGCUGCACCUGGGCUGCCUGGGCGUGGUGCUGAGCGUCACCUUCCAGUGCGUGCCCGCCUUCCAGCUGCGAGAGCUCGCCUUUCCCGGCUCCCUGCCCCAG
Molecule: messenger RNA, 609 nt
Organism: Myiozetetes cayanensis
Lineage: Eukaryota; Metazoa; Chordata; Aves; Passeriformes; Tyrannidae
Product: L-gulonolactone oxidase-like
Exons: 6
Molecular function (GO): FAD binding; oxidoreductase activity, acting on the CH-OH group of donors, oxygen as acceptor
Source: RefSeq, a predicted model, not a curated record